Temnothorax curvispinosus is the source of this 7198-nucleotide messenger RNA. Its product is annotated as lachesin-like. The record is from RefSeq and is a predicted model, not a curated record. The coding region runs from base 750 to 2042 and encodes 430 amino acids. Gene Ontology annotation, cellular component: neuron projection. The transcript has 11 exons. Lineage: Eukaryota; Metazoa; Arthropoda; Insecta; Hymenoptera; Formicidae.
CCACCAUCAGCACCAGCCAGCAUUCAGCAGCAGUAGCCGCGACGUGGCUGAAGGGGUUUUCGGGAUUCCGAUGUGAUAAGUUCGCCGUGGAGUGUCGUGUUGAUCGUCGCCAAUCGGCCCGCGUUAUUUUCGCACGUGCCUGGUGCGGGUGCUUCGCGCUUCACCCCGACGAAAAACUGGCCUGACACUCGACGUAGUGGCGAACUUUUCGAAGUUCUCGUCGGGCGCAUUGAGAUCGGGUUUCUGUUUCUCAUACUCGGAGUUCCGCAGGUGCGCGAUUUUCGAUUCUUCUUCUUCUUCUUCGAAGAGGAUCCGACGAAGGAUCUUGUCGUAAGUUCGCGCGUGAUCAGCCGGGACAAGUUGCAGCACGAGUUUUUUGCUUUCUUCGUUCUUGUCCUUCGGAACGAUUGUCGCUCCGAGGGCAAAAAGAAGUUCGGGAUCGGUUCAUUGGUCGGAGAGCAAAAUAGCGCACGAGUGCUUCAGCGGCGAUCUAUUCUGGCACGGUGGAAACAACGGUGAUUUUCUACGCGAUUUUGUAAUUCGACGAGAGGACCGUCGCAAAAGUGUAGUGAAACAAAUGUUUCAUGAACAUCCGGACAUCGCACUGGUAGCAUCGUCGACACGUCGAUAGUUGCGGCGCGGUCGGGGUUCAAAGGUGGUUCAAAGAUCGUCGACGAUAUGUCCUCGGAAAUCCACGGACUUCCGUGAAAAAAUUAGCUUCGGAACUUAAAGUGAAUAUCGACGGAAAAAUGGCGGACCGACAGAGAAGGAGUCGAUACCUGACCAUCAGUAUACUGCAUAUUAUCACAAUAAUGUGCCAAGCGCUUUCCGAUCCGCCAAUAUUUGCCGAACCGAUACCAAAUGUCACAGUGGCGCUGGGAAGGGACGUCAGCCUACCCUGUGUCAUCGAAAAUCUCGGAACUUACAAGGUGGCGUGGAUCCAUGUCGGUCGUCAAAUGUUGCUCACUAUUCACAAGCAUGUGGUUGUGAAAGUACCCAGGUUUUCCGUGUCGCAUGACAAUCAGAAAACAUGGCUGCUUCAUAUUAAUAGUGUGCAACAGGAUGAUCGGGGAUAUUAUAUGUGCCAAGUAAAUACCAAUCCAAUGAUAAGCCAAGUGGGUUUUCUUCAAGUCGUUGUGCCACCGAAUAUAUUGGAUUCCCUUUCUACGGAGAGCACCGUGGCAGUUCGAGAACAUCAGAACAUUACUCUCACAUGCAAGGCCGACGGAUAUCCGCCGCCGAAAUUAAUGUGGAAGCGAGAAGAUGGUCAAGUAAUAAGCAUCAACAAACAUCACAAAGUGACCCUGUAUGAUGGUGAGCAAUUAAACUUGACGAGGAUUACACGCAGCGAAAUGGGCGCUUAUCUCUGCAUCGCGACCAAUGGUGUGCCGCCAACGGUCAGCAAGAGGAUCACCGUGGAUGUCGAAUUUUCUCCAAUGAUCUUCGUGCCGAAUCAGCUUGUCGGUGCGCCAACUGGCACCAACGUAACGAUCGACUGUCACACAGAAGCUUAUCCCCGUGCCAUGAGCUACUGGUUUCUGGGAGACGAGAUGAUUCUCUCCAACGAGAAGUACACCACGAAUAUCAUGGAGAACAGCUACCGCGCGCACAUGAGACUCACCAUCAGAAACCUGACAGCGAGUGACUUCGGUAGCUACCGGUGCAUUAGCAAAAACUCGCUGGGCGAGACGGAGGGAUCCAUCAGAUUAUACCCUAUUCCGAAGCCAUCGGCGGCACCGAAGGCGACGGAGAUCAAGAGCAGCGCCAACAAUGAAGGACGACCGAGCACGCCACCGCCAGCAAAAAGGCUGACCACCGUGUGGCCCUCGUCGUACAACCCCUACUAUCCGAAAAGGACAGAGAGACCACCUCAGCAGAGUGAGGAGAGGGUCGAGAGGCCCGAGCAGAAGCUACGUGGUGGCGAAAGUACAGGAAGCGCAUACAUCAUCAGAUGGAGUGCGCCGCAGUUGAUGGUCGUGGCGGUGCAGUACAUUCUCACGGGGCCCUACAUGCCCCCGUACGUACCGCAGACAGCGAAUUAAGACGUCCGUCGCAAGGAAAAGGAACCGCCGUCUUCGCGCCGUUCACCCGCGAGGAAAAGGGGUCGUCGUCGACGACGCGCGAGGAGAGGGACCGGGGGGGAACGCUGGUUCCCGAAAAUAUAUCGUCGCGUAUCUUUCGCGGGAAGCGCGCUUUUUGCGGAGCCGCGUCGAGCGCACGGAUUAUGGAGCACUGAUGGACAGGAAAUGUGCUCGCGAACUCUGGUAACGGGUAACUGGUCAACGGGUAACUGGUUUACGACCGACGGACAUUAAUCUAUCCCGAUCUGAAAUGGAUUCCGAUUUUGCUUUACCGCUCGUCGAUCGAAUUGGCCGAUCGUCGCGAAUCGGAUUGAGAGAUUUUCACAACGACAGCGAAGUAUUAAAUAAUUUUAUUCUUAUUAAACGGAGAUUUCCUCUCGCAGAUGAUACGCUGAAAUAUCCUGGCUGUGCUCGAUAAAGUCCGUUCUUCGUUAUGGACGUCGUAUAAUUCUUUAUGAAAUCGUUUUCACGCGCGGGAUCGAUAAGCUACUGUGCUCCGUACUCGGUCUCAGCUACAGCAGAGUUUAAAAUUUAAACGGACAGCUAGAAAGAGCGCCGGGGCGAUGCCGAUAUAUAUUAAUCGAUAAGCCGCGAUACCAAUAAGUCCUAACUAUUAAUGUAUCGCGACGCACCGCGGAUACACUUGAAAGUAUAUUCGAGAUAAUUUUAAACAAAGCUGAGAUAAUAUUCGAAUAAAUUUCACUUAUUGAGUUGUAUAACGCCAUAUCUUCCCUGACAGCUCUUUUGUGAUUCCACGAAAUACUUUUUUAUAUGAUUAAUAUACAGUACUAUACGUGCGUCACAUGUGAUACAAUUCGAAGACCGUGGAGGUUGCUUUAACCAUUUGCUUUAAUAUCUGGUUUUUAAGACAUGCUACGAGACUGUGUCGAAUAAAAUUAGAUAAAUAUUUUUUUCUAUCUAUACUCAAGGAUCGUUGUUCCGUAAUGUAAAAAUAAAAGAAGGAUAAUAAACUUAGUGAUCAAACAAAAGAAUUGUACGUUUCCUCGACGUGUGUGGAUUUACGUGUAAAUACGACGCAUCUCGAGACCAAUGAGGGGUCGUCCGAGAGAUCUCUCCAGAGAACUGAGGGGAAUUUGAUUAAUGCCUCGGCACGUGAAAAAUAGCGGGGGCGUGAUCACGACUCUUCGCAAGCGCGACAAUGACAUAAGAGUCAUCGAGAAUUUUUCAUGGACCGUGAAAAAAAAAACCUAUCGGUAAUCCCACAUGCCUUUGACAAAAAUUCACUAAAAACUCUAAUAAAAUUAUAACUGAAUUACGAGGUGAAAUCCCGCGCGUCAGAAUUGAAAUAUAUCUCAAUCGCGCUGCGUACGCCCGAAUAAAUAUGUAGAUGUCACGCAUUACAAUGCGUGGCCUAAAAACACACACAGACAUUUUAUAAAAGCGGACUUUUUUACGGUAACACAAAUGACAAGAAGGGGUGCGCUGCUUUUGCGCGAAUUUUAUUGCGCGCAGGUUGUCAGUUAUAUGGACCAAAAUUAAAUUUAUUGCAGAUCAGGGAACAUUAUUGUCCGAUAAAAUUUAUAUCAACUUUUGAAUGUCCGAUCCGUCGUGGCGACAUAUUAUUGCCUCGUGAAAAUUUACGAAUACCCUAUAUUCAUUAAAUGUCCUCUUCGUUUAAUUAAGUGCACGUAUAUAUGUAUUUUGUGCCGUUAAAACGCUAUUGGCAAUUUUUAAUUAUCACGUACGUCGGAACGGUUAUUAUUCGCCAAUUAAAUGUUCUAUGAAACUCUUUCGUUCUCAACGUCAAUAUAUCCGUAACGAUUUCCACUGCCGUCACUUAAUACAGAUGCCGCGUACAGGACUGAUUCCGAUAAAAAUUACAACGUAAGAUAACUCUGGCGUGUAUAAACUUUGAAGGGACUGAAAUUGCAAGUCGCGAUUUAUAUGAUUCCUUUUGAUUACCUGAAAAUUAUGAGUCUCAUCUGGCCGCCGUAACUGUAUGCGCUCGUUAACGAAACGAUCUCGAUUAUUGGUACAGUAGAAUCGUUUUAUGCAAUUACAAACGCGCUCGAAGCGCACGAUUUCUAUCGCAGGAACAAUAGGUCGGAAUUGAAUUAAUAUACGAGUGCGAAAUUAAAUUACACUUUAUGUAUAAAGAAAUGAAUGUGUGAAGCGCGUAGUAGCAUUUCUCUCCGGCGGAAAGUCUCCGCGGCAGUUAAUUGCCUUCCGCUCUUCCCAUUCAUUACUCUUUACACGCGCCAUUGUACAUAUCAAAAUCUCAGUGUUCUGCCAAUACUUUAUGCUAAUUGUUAUAUUAGCUAUCGUUAUUAGCUCUUUUACGCCAGAGCCAUUUAAGAUUAAAAUUUUAUAUUUAAUAUACGUUUUCAGGUAAAUUUUGAUUAUGCAUAUAGUGAAUUUGUUCACUUGACAAUUAUGUCUGAAGCAGUUAUAAAUUACAAUAUUUUCUGAACAGACGCCGUUAAUUACGUUCACAUUUAAAUGGAACAUAAUAAGUUUAAGACGAGAUUGAUACACAUGAGAAAUAUUAUUUCGGCCGGAAAUUUCGCACCGAACCUCGUGUUAGUUUAAAACCGGAAACUCCGGCUGUGUAUGGCCGACGGAUGCCUUCACGGAAAAACGGAAUGUGAAUAGUGAAGCUGCACGAUCCUGAUGGUAUUUUAACAGAAUACUGAACGUUCGUGUUCCUGACUCUUGAUUCCCAAGAUAAAAAAAAAAGAAGCCUUUUCCUGCUAAUAAAUGUGAACAGCGGCAUAUUUCUUUCUUUGGGAAAUUACUGCAGUAUAAUAUAAUCCUCGUUGUCGAAUGGACCAUCGAUCUCUCUUCCGAAGAGCACAUUCCGAUCUUUCUUUCUCAACACUAGCCCUCUCCUCUCUCUUGGCUUCAGUAACAGGACGCCUGGAUUCGCCUCGUAGAGAUCAUCUAUCUGGAUAUCGAAACACCUUGACCACCCCUUUAUCUCGAUCCCUCGCCGGAAAUGUAUGCGCGCGAAACUCACGCGCAUCGCGACGCCGGAAUAUACAAUACCGCAAUAUAAUUGUACAGCGGCCCCGUCGGAGGUAUCAUUCCGUAAUCUAUGUAGUCCCGGUCGAAUGGGGGAUUAUGUUAAGCGAUGCGUGAGCGCGGCCACAGUCCACGGCAAUCCAGGCGUAACAGAGAUACUGCUCGGUGACGUCGUUACACUUGCACACACGUGCGCGCGCGCGCGUUCCCCCGCUUAUGUACGCACUCCGCGAUUAUGUAUCGCACACCUAAGCGCAUAUACGUAUAUACGACCGAUGCAUUGUAUAUUUGUAUAUCGUGAGCGAUACGCGCGCGCGAAGCAUUACCGCGAGCACGGCGGCGAUCGCGGUCUAUAGGGAGACAUACCCCAGGGGGGUGAAUCUGUCCAGAUCUACCAAUGAAACUUGAGUUUGAGACCCGUGGCUGCCACAAGUGACCGCUUUGAUCGAGAGUGCACUCGCCGAUUUAUUAAGAUUGUCAAAAGACGUUUCACUCUUCGAGUUCCAAAGUUUCUCAAAGGAAAGUUAUCAUUUAAGCGCGGGAUUAGUUUCGCGAAAAAAAAAGUCGAUCUAUUUCGAACUGAACGAGAAAUGGCUUUUCAUUAGUUAUCUUGGCUUGCGACACUUAACUCACUGAUUCUUCAUUUUGAAUGACUUUAUGGGUUAAAGGUUGAAGAUCAUUUUACCGUCUCAAUAUUAAAAGAAAUUUGAAUCCAGGUCAUCACUAAAAUAUAACUUCAUAAUUAAUAACGGGUAUAUUCUUCAAAAGUAAUUAAAGUUUUAAAAUAGUAUUAACUCGAAAUUUCAGAAAAUGAUCGCCCGCCCCUGGAGAUGGCUAAAUUAAUCACGAAGAUGCGAUAUUCUGAUAAAUAAGCAGAAAAUACGAUGGUUUACCGAUACAUCAAUACGUUUGCCACAGCGAUUGUCAACAAGCGCGCACCGUGUAUGCAUUCCGAAUACGCGUUUUUGGAGCGGUGUAUUACGGUUCACGAAACGACAAUCCUGACGCACAUACCGCGCGUUUCGUCGCGCGAACGAGGUUGGAUAUUGUUAAACACGAUUUUUUUUUCCCCACGAACAAUUCACGACGCGAACGGUCCAUUUUGCGUUAGUGAGUCGCGUGUGUCCGUGUGUUUCGCCCCACGUGGAUGUAUAUACCGUUGAGAUUUAUUUUUUUUAGCGUGUAAAAAGUUAAUUGCCGUUAAAACGCGAUGCCUUCAUUUGCACACUCAUUUACUUUUUAUGGAGGAUAAAUCGUCGACUAGCACUUUACAAAUUAUGACCUAAUUCAACCCGGAAGUUUUAAUAAUCUCCCUUCGAACAGACAUGCAUCAUUUGAUAAAGUUGUUUCAAUCAUGAAUGCUUUUAAAGAUUGUAUAUUUAUAUAUGGAAAUUUUAUUUUAUGUCUCUUUUUUUGAUUUUUUAAAUAUAUAAAUAGUAAGUAAUACAUAUACAUAUAUAUAUAAUACUAUAUCUCGUUUUAUAGAAAAGCAACGCCCUCAAAUCUAAGACCAUCUUACAUUUGCGUUAUGGAUCUGCUUAAAUUUAAAGCGGGGUAUAUUUUACGAGGCUGUUAAGUAUUAAAUCGGAAAGCUUGGUACGCUUUCCGUUUCGAACGGAAUUUAUGUCCGUAUUCAUUAUAGCAACAGUAAAAAGACGCUCCUUUAAAGAGUCUCGCCCGACGAAGAAGCGGCAGCAAUAAAAUCCCGGGGCUGUGCGAUCAUUUUCUAAAAGCUGCUGCGUAUACGGAUUUUUCUCUAAAGAGCCUACUGUGCUCGAUGAAAACCGUAAAGAAUUCGAAAUAUAAAAGAAAUCGAGAAAAAUGCAUCGGGGUAUUUUUACGCAUAAAAUACGUUACGCAUAAAAUAUCAAUAUCUAAUUAUAUUUGCAAUCCUAAAGCGUUUCUUGUAAUCAUAUUAUACCUAAAAUAGAUUCCAAGAAAAGUACAGAGUGAAUAUGAAAAUACAAAUCUCACGAAGAACAUGGAAUGAAAUGAAUCAAUUUACCCUAGAUUCGAGUGAAAGUUAUUAUCAGCUGUGACUUAAUUAAAUUUUAUUACGAUUUAAUUAAUUACAAUUUAAGAUUAUACGUUAGAUAUUUAAGUAAUCGGAAUUAUAAUUAUAUUUUAAUUUAAGU